AUGGCUCCUCCACCAAUCAAACACAAAGCGCUACUGAAUGUCGAUUUAGGGGAGGCGUAUGGAAACUAUGUGUGCGGCCCGGAUCUGGAGCUUCUGCCCUUGAUCGACCAUGCCAACGUUGCAUGUGGUUUCCACGCUGGCGACCCAUUGAUCAUGCAGGAGACCGUGCGAAACUGUCGGGAACAUAACAUCAAAGUGGGCGCUCAUCCGGGACUUCCGGAUAUUCAAGGCUAG
Molecule: messenger RNA, 234 nt
Organism: Rhinocladiella mackenziei CBS 650.93
Lineage: Eukaryota; Fungi; Ascomycota; Eurotiomycetes; Chaetothyriales; Herpotrichiellaceae
Product: lactam utilization protein lamB
Exons: 2
Coding region: 1-234 (77 amino acids)
Biological process (GO): carbohydrate metabolic process
Source: RefSeq, a predicted model, not a curated record